Messenger RNA from Rhizoctonia solani, 1812 nucleotides. RefSeq names its product Retrotransposable element Tf2 protein. Gene Ontology annotation, biological process: DNA integration. The record is from RefSeq and is a predicted model, not a curated record. Gene Ontology annotation, molecular function: nucleic acid binding. NCBI's taxonomy places the organism in Eukaryota, Fungi, Basidiomycota, Agaricomycetes, Cantharellales, Ceratobasidiaceae. The transcript is spliced from 2 exons. The coding region runs from base 1 to 1812 and encodes 603 amino acids.
AUGAACGGCCCAGAGGAGAUGAGAGCACACCUAGACAGCUCUGCCAACAUAACUCACACUCUGAUGAGCACCAGCAGUUGCAACAAGGUUAGGUUCUUCAAGCGCAACGUGUACAAGCACCCCAAGUGGGGAUUCCUCUAUUGGCUUGACCCCAGGGGAGAAGAAGGACCAGAUACACUGUAUGGAAAACAAGUAUACUGCUGGUGGCACUUCAUUGCCUCCCAUCCAGGUGCUUUCAGGGAUCUGGCACAAUGGCAUUGUCAUGGGUUUGCAACCCCACCCCCUACAGUCUCCACACCUUCAUCUGCAAGAGAGCUGACCCAGGCAAUGCAGAACCUCAUUCUGCUUUACCCAGCAGACCCACCAGCCUACACAAGCAGGCCAGCAAUACCAGUGACCCCUUCAGCAUGCCCAGACACUCCCAGGCCAACAGAGGCGCAGGUACCAGCACCUUUGCCCUUCCCCCUGUUCUCCAGCACACCAGACACUUGCUGGGCCCCAGGAUACUUGUCCCCAGUGAGAGAAACACAAUGGGAGCCUCAGAGCUACCUAGGAUGGAGCGAUGAGGAGAUAAGAAGGAAUGUGGAAACAUUUGAAGGCAGUGAGAAUGAGGAGCUGUUUAGUUUUGAGGAGUUACUAGCUAUUGAUUCAGUCAUUUCACUCUUGGUUGUGACAGAACUCAAGGACUUGGUAACCAAAAGUCCAGUUCUUAUCCAUUCCAACCCAGACUAUCCUUACUACUUGGAGACAGAUGCCUCAGGAGUUGCUAUGGGAGCUAUCCUAAGCCAAAGAAGCUCUGAUGGACAACUGCAUCCCAUUGCCUAUAUGUCCAAAUCCUUCAGUGGCACAGAAUCCAAUUAUGACACCUACAACAAGGAACUACUGGCAAUCACCAAGGCAUUGGAAGAAUGGCAAAUUUUCCUCAAGGCAACCCACACUCCAAUCCAGGUAUUUACAGACCACAGAAACCUGGAGCAUUGGAUGAGCACCAGAACAUUUAACUGGAGACAUGCCCAAUGGAGAGUAUUCUUAAGUGAUUUCAACUUUGAAAUUCACUAUAGACCAAGAAAGCAAUCAGGGAAACCAGACACUCUAUCAAGAUUGGAUUACAGGGACACAAAACACAAACCAGAAGUCAUGCUCCCCCUGGAGACCUUUGCCAAUCAGGGUGUAUUGGAGGAAGAAGUUGCUAUCACCAAGGAAAUACAGAGCAAGAUAAAGGAAGAUCUGUCACUAGAACCCAUUAUCAGAUUCCUAACAGAAGACAUUGAAUCUGCACCACUGUCCAUCAAAAAGGUGUACCAAGAUUAUGAUUGGGAAGAGGACCUUCUCUGGUAUCAAGGAAAGCUAGUAGUCCCAGACUUGGAACCCCUGAAGGAACAACUUCUCAAAGAAUUCCAUGACUCUCCUUUGGCAGGACACCCUGGACAACAAAGGACAUUAGAACUCCAUAACCAGAACUACUGGUGGCCUGGAAUGAAGGCUCCUGCUAAAGAAUGGGUCAAGUGCUGUCCAUUUUGCCAGAGCAAUAGAAGGGCAUGUGCUCCAACCAUCUCCUUGAAACCAUUGGAAGUACUGCCUUACCCAUCUCACACAAUCUCCUACAACUUCAUCACAGGCUUUCCCAAGUUGCAAGGGCAUGAUGCAAUCCUGGUGGUAAUUGACUCCUUCUCUAAAUUUGGCCACUUUAUCCCUACCUCCAAGAAAGUGACUGCAAAAGGACUGUCAGAAUUAUUCAUCAACCAGAUCUGGAAACUCCAUGGUUUACCAAUCAGAACCAUUUUAGACAGGGGCACUACAUUCACAGGGUAA